Molecule: messenger RNA, 5205 nt
Organism: Sebastes umbrosus (honeycomb rockfish)
Lineage: Eukaryota; Metazoa; Chordata; Actinopteri; Perciformes; Sebastidae
Gene: far1
Product: fatty acyl CoA reductase 1
Exons: 13
Coding region: 640-2196 (518 amino acids)
Biological process (GO): long-chain fatty-acyl-CoA metabolic process
Cellular component (GO): peroxisome
Molecular function (GO): alcohol-forming very long-chain fatty acyl-CoA reductase (NADP+) activity
Source: RefSeq, a predicted model, not a curated record
AUGGGAUUUUUGCCCAAUGAUGCAAAAAAUAUACUGCCUACUACCACUUUAAGAGAAAAUGGUCAUACCAAACCAGUAAGGCUGAGGCUGUAGCAGCAAAACCUUUGAGUGUAUUGAGUUGAGGAAGUGUGUGUUUUAUAACCAUGUAGGAAUUAAACCUCUGUGUUAGCCUAUUUCUUGUUUCACAUUGUUUCACAAGUUACACAGUGUGGCUGUGUUGGGAGGUUUUGGAUCCCCUCAAGUUGGCAUGCAUACAUUAUUUGUCACCUGACUGGAGUUCUAUGCCCACCCAGAUUACCUGUGGACACCUUUAGAAGGCGCCUUUUAAUUCCCCUGAAGCAGUUGUUUUUUUUAUUGAGACGGAGUGAAAUCCGGAGGAGUGAGAGCUCCUUUCACCCUAUCUGUGUCCCGCUUACGUCACGGCGGUCCGCUGGUGUAUCCGCCCUGCUGCUGCUGCUGCUGCUUCCUGCUGCUGCUGAGGCUCCACUCCGUCGCUGCCUGUAGCCUGUAGCCGUCUAGCCGUACCCGCUGCUGCUCCUCCUCACUACCUACACAUUCACAAGUUCAACAAACCGGGGAAACGUCGACAUUUCCGGUGGAGUGGUGUCAGGGAGCUCACUGAACAGGACGACCGACAUCAUGGUGGUGAACAUCCCAGAAUACUAUGCAGGAAAAACUGUGCUGAUCACCGGAGCAACAGGCUUCAUGGGCAAGGUGCUGCUGGAGAAGCUGCUGAGGUCCUGCCCGGGAGUCAAAGGUGUCUACGUGAUGGUCCGGUCAAAAGCUGGGCAGAGCCCUCAGGCCCGCAUCGCUGACAUGAUCAACUGCAAGUUGUUUGAAAGAUUGCAAGAGGAGCAGCCGGGCUUUGCAGAGAAGAUCGUAGCAGUGACCAGUGACCUCACACAGCCGGAGCUGAAUCUGAGCAAAGAGGAUCAGAGCAUCCUGGCUGACAACGUCAACAUUGUUUUUCACUGUGCCGCCACCAUCCGCUUCAAUGAGCCACUCAAAGACGCCAUGCAGCUGAAUGUCCUGGCCACCCAGAAGAUGCUGGCACUGGCCCACAGGAUGAAGCACCUGGAGGUCUUCCUUCAUGUCUCCACAGCCUACGCCAACUGUGACCGAGAGCUCAUUGAGGAAGUUGUAUACCCUCCCCCCGUAGACUACCGCAAACUCAUCGAUUCUCUGGACUGGAUGGAUGACGAGCUGGUGUCAGCUCUGACUCCCAAGCUCAUCGGGGAGCGUCCCAACACCUACACCUUCACCAAAGCCUUGGCUGAGUAUCUGGUGCAGCAGGAGGCCGGAGACCUCAACGUAGCCAUCAUCAGACCCUCCAUAGUUGGAGCCAGCUGGAAAGAGCCCUUCCCCGGUUGGAUUGAUAACUUCAACGGACCCAGUGGAAUAUUCAUAGCAGCCGGUAAGGGGAUCCUGCGUACAAUGAGGGCGUCUAAUGACGCUGUGGCUGAUCUGGUGCCCGUGGACGUGGUCAUCAACGCCACGCUGGCUGCAGCUUGGUACUCUGGAUCACAGACACUCAACAGGUCUAGAAACAUCAUGGUUUACAACUGCACGACCGGUGGGAUCAACCCGUUUCACUGGGGGGAAGUUGAGUACCAUGUAAUAUCCACAUUCAAGAGGAACCCCCUUGAGCAGGCCUUCCGUCGGCCCAAUGUUAAUCUCACAUCCAAUCACCUAAUCAAUCAGUACUGGAUCGCCGUGAGCCACAAGGCUCCGGCCUUCCUCUAUGAUCUGUACCUCAGGCUGAUUGGACGAGAGCCCAGGAUGAUGAAGACAAUCACACGCCUCCACAAAGCCAUGAUGGUCCUGGAGUAUUUCACCAGUCACUCCUGGGUGUGGAACAACGACAACGUGGCCAUGCUGAUCGGCCAGAUGAGCCCUGAUGACAAGAAGGUGUUUAAUUUCGACGUGCGUCAGCUGCACUGGGCGGAGUACAUGGAGAGUUACUGCAUGGGCACCAAAAAAUAUGUCCUGAACGAGGAGCUGUCGGGUCUGCCUGCUGCACGCAAACACCUCAACAAGCUGAGGAACAUCCGCUACACCUUCAACACCGUCCUGGUGGUGCUCAUCUGGCGCGUCUUCAUCGCCCGCUCCCAGAUGGCCAGAAACAUCUGGUACUUCGUGGUGAGCCUCUGCUUCAAAUUCCUCUCCUACUUCAGAGCUUCCUCCACCAUGAGAUAAUGAGCCCGGGACAGGGCGAGGGGCGGUGGGCGGCGGCCGGCGAGGCCAAGGGGGCCAAGAAUUGAAGAAGAACCACCGGCCGUGGAUGAUGAGAGCUUUUCCUGCUGUCUGUCUCUUGGCCCCCCGCGUUUGCCUCGAGGACUAAGUGGAACCGUUAAACCCCCAUGAACACAGACGGGAGCUGCUGGACGAGCCUGGAAGUCCACAGCACGUCUAACUGUUGCAUAUUUCCGAUCCAUCUAACCCCAUCUCUAGCAUCUCAUAAAACUCAGACUAACAGCACUGGGACUAGUUAAAGACACAGGAUCAUCAUUCUGUUCAUGUCCACACAGUCCAACCCCCCCCCCACCCCCCUUUGGUGCCAGCUUUACUGCUGCAGGGCACCCAAACCUGCUCCACCUCGUCGGUCUGCUCGCCUGGCUGCCUGAAAAACAAAGCUAUGCAUUGGCUGAUGCUCUGCUUCAAGAAGCCUCAGUUGAGUUUUGAGUCAGUCCAGGCUUCCUUCUUCUUCUGGAGCUAAAUCUUUCAUUGAACAGUAACCACUUCAGCUGCUGUGUAAGUUCAACUUUUUGGUUUUGUUUUCAUUCUUGUUCUCCCUUGAGUUUGUGUGUGGUUCUUUUUUCUGCUUGUAAGGCCUAUUGAAAUGUUAUAAAAACCUGGUAUUCUCAGCAGGGUUUUAAUCUGGCAGCAGCUUUUGCUCGGCAAAAGCGCAUGCUGCUCUCAGCUUUCUGGGGCGGCGGAGCCAGGUUUUUUCACAUUUGGUUGGAGGCAGUUGAAGGAGGAUUCAGCAGAGGCUUGUUCAGGGACAGACUAUUCUAGAGAUCAUUGUUUAAAGCAGACCAAAGCCCUUUACACCCAACAGCUUGGUAGAGAUAGAGAGAGAGAGAGAGAGAGAGUGCCCUACCUAGAGUUGUCUUUUACUCUUCAGAGACACACACUCAACACCAGUGCACUCCUGAAUGUCCCCCAGGGCUCGUUCCCUCAUUAGGACCAAGCACAACGUAGAUUGUAAUCCGAUGGCUUUAUCCAGUCAGUGCCUACCAACUCAUUGUUCUCACAUCAGCAUCAUCUUACAAAUCAAGCUUGUUUUUCUUGCAGGUUAAUUCCUUUUUCUUUUUUUCUUUUUUUUCUUUUUUCAUAUCUGAAAGUCAUUUGAUUUUCAAGCUUUUUUUUUUGCCAAAAUACCUCUUAGCUGGCAGACUGGUAGCUCAGUGGAGGAUGAGAACAGAACAUAUUGUCACUUCUGGCUUCUUUUCUCUACGCUAUACUCCAGAAUUGAAACUCUUUUUUUCAGUACCGGUUGACCUACUGGGUCACGGACCAGUCGGUCACUGUGGGUGAUGACUCUUUUGUUAUUACACUACUUUCAGGUAGCUCCAACUGUAGCUCGCCCCCCUCUGUGUGAAAGGUUCUGUUAGUCAUCUCCCUCCGUGUGAUCGAGUCAUUUUAUGGGUCCUGGUCUGUCAUGUUACUCGUUCAUUGAGUUGCUUCUGUAAAUAGAAGUGUGCAGGAUUUUGGUCAUGUGCUCAUGCUGUUUAUAAGCUGCUGGGAAACCCUUGGACCAUUCUGUUGCCUUCAUCAUUCCGUCUUGUUACAUAAGAAAUGUCGAUUUUGUUACAGAAUUGGCAACAUGAGGCUCAUAAUUAACCCCUCUUUGCCAGAUUAAGUCUUGGGUUUAACAUGCCCGAGGUUUACCUGUCUGUUACUUAUUAGGGUGUGACCGUGUGCAUAUCCCUGGUCGUGCUUGCAUGUGUCUGCUCAGAGUGUCUUCGGCCAUAGCGGCUUCAAAACAGCGACACGUCCAUCCUGUGAAUGUCCUGUUUUCAUUAAGGAAUGCGAUGUCGGUGUUUUUCACGCCAUUUUUUACAAAGGAUCAUGUGACUUGGUGGUGGAAAGACGAGUGCAAGUUGUGAGUCGUGCCUGAACUUUUUUCCAAUAUUCUAACAAUGUGAACAGAGAGCAAUCAGAUCUAUGUUUUCUAAUUAUUUUGUGUACAGCUCUAUUUAGGUAGACGAUGAAAUGCAGAUGUAUUUUUUAUGCUAUGAUAUCGCGUGGCUAUUUUACCGACGACAAGCUUCCUGAAGCAACUCCAGCUGCUGUAAAUACGUCAACAGGAAGAGCGGUCUGUCCAGAGCUCCAUUUAAAUGUUACUGUACGUGACUUUACUGUAUAGUAUGUACUUGUAAAUUUUCCCUCUCUGAAUGUAAUAGCAGAAUAACGCAGCCUGACUUGUUCGCACAGCCAGAAUCUUCCUUUGACUCCUGAAACCUAAACUAAACUAACAACGCUGUUCCUGGCUGUCAUUUUAACAUGAAGUGUGCCGUGUGAUGAAUUGUUGCUGUUUGUAACUCCAUCUGCUUUGUGACGGGUCGAGUGAGGAGGUCAGUUCGGCGAUGCCGAAUGGCUUGUUGGGAGAAAAGCAACGGUGUGUCUGAUUUAGGGUUCUCUUCAAGCUUGUUCUUGAGAAGUGAGAGGAACUACCGAAUCCUACCAAUGGUUUGUUCAUCAAACAUCAGCAUCUACUCCACUUGGAACAAAUCCUUAAUAGAGUUACAUUGAUCCAUUAUGCAAAUAAUUGAAAACAUAGUUUUAAAUAUCUAAGUAUUUGUGUAUAACAUGAAAUAUUCAUCAGUAAAUACGCAAUAAUCUCUGGACUUUCUCCAGUCUCUGCUGGUUGCCUAGCAACCUCACGAUGACGAGAAGACGCCCCCGUUGCACAGCAACGUGUCGGGUUUUUGUACAGAUGAGACAAGUUUAUACAACAUGUUAAUAAUUAGAGAGCUUCAUAGGGGUCGUGGCUGGAAGGUAACCCACAAAUUGCAAAACUCCGGUGAGAUGGUUAAGGUUAAGGCUUAACAGAUUUUGAAAAUGUGGGAGAGCCCACACAUGACGACAUGUUCUGUUAAAUUGAACAGUUUUGUUCCUGUAGUGUGUGGAGAGCAACGAUUUGGCCCAAACAGCCAGCACACACUAACAAAUUCAUUCAUGAACAACAAGUGUCACGACUAA